GUGAAUCGAGUAAUGGCAGGAACAGACACGAGAUAGUGCUCGAACCUUUCAUUAUUCCUACAUUUUUUAGGUAUCAGCAGCCGAACGGACGCCUUUAUUUGUCGUCGUUCGCUGUGAGAGGCUGAUUCCGACCCCGUUUUCCUGUCAUCAUAUUAACUGUAUGCAGUGGAAUGGCUGAAGUGCCGCCUGGGCCUAACGCACUGCCUUCAUCCCCGAGCGACAUCACAGCACAGCCCGUGGACGGGUGCACCUUACUGGGGAACGAUGAGGGACUAGAUAUCAUCACCCCGGGACCACACCAGCACGCUGGCGAUCAUAAAUUGAUUGUCAAAUCCAACCAGAACAACGUGCAUCCCAAUGCGUCAGGCGCCCAGUUCCACUCAGCCCAGCUGAACGGGGUCCAGUGCAACCACGCUCACCUCCAGAACCACGUCCAGCACCGGCCGUCCUACAGUCAAAGCGGCACUUCUGAUCAUCACCUGGAUGGCAUCGGCGAAACGCAUGGCGAUCACACGGAAAACAACAAUUUAUCCAGAAAUAAACGUUGUAAUGAUAUAUCGCAGAGCCAAUCACCGCCGAACAACGGGAUAGACUGCACUGUUAGUAUGGUGAUCACGGAUAGCAGCUAUUGUCAACUGGAGAAUGAUGUUAGGAGCAGGACUGGUUCGGUGGAUAAGGGUCGAGCGGCACAUGAGUCAGGCCCGGGCCCGCAGGGCGCUCGAGUAGAGCAGCAGGCGGUGGCGGAUGACAGCGCUCCGGUGGCGGAGAUGUCGAGACUCGCGCUGAAGGAGAACGACGAGUCCAUCCGAUACGUGAGAUACGAGUCUGAGCUACAAAUGCCCGAUAUUAUCCGCCUCAUAACGAAAGACUUGUCUGAGCCUUACUCCAUAUACACCUAUAGGUACUUUAUUCACAACUGGCCUCAGCUCUGCUUUCUGGCGAUGGUCGAGAAGGACUGUGUGGGUGCCAUUGUCUGUAAGCUAGACAUGCAUAAGAAGAUGUUCCGUCGUGGAUACAUCGCUAUGCUUGCCGUGGACUCCAAAUUUCGCAGGAAAAGCAUUGGCACCAACCUUGUGAAAAAGGCCAUCUAUGCCAUGGUGGAGGGGGACUGUGAUGAGGUGGUGCUAGAGACGGAGAUCACCAACAAAUCAGCCCUGAAACUCUAUGAGAACCUGGGCUUUGUCAGGGACAAGCGGUUGUUUAGAUAUUAUUUAAACGGAGUGGACGCACUCCGGCUCAAACUCUGGCUUCGCUAAAUCAAACUAAUGGGUUCCUCGACUCUUUCUCCAUCCCUUUCGCCUCCUUUUCCUCUGCCCCAGGCCUCUUUUGGCUCAAAUCACAUGACUUACCCUCAAUAGAAAGAUGCUUGACCUCAGCUGAGCCAUAAAGGAGAUACUCUGGGUGAAAAUUCAACAAAUUAUAAUAAAGUGUUUUACGAACAUUUUGUGCAAAAGACAAAGAGGUUAUUGCAAAAAGGAAAAAUAAAUAUACGAAGUUGGGUACUACUAUUACAAUAACACUGAAGAGAAAAGUAUGGUGGCUUGGGCACUCUGGUGCAGAUAGCCUGACUGAAGACAUCUGUGUAUUUGCGACGGGCUGGGAAGAAUGAGUUGAUGGCAUCAGCGAAACGAUUUGAGCCGAAAGCAAACAGUGCACCACACCUCUGAUGUUGAAUUUUUUACGAACAAUCACAAACCGAGAGAUGAAAAUGUGUUCAAACCGACUCAACGAAACUACUCAAAUCAAUCUUUUUGUUUUAUUAUUAUUUUCCUUCUAAAAGAGGGUGCACGGGAGCACUGCAGGUUGUGUUGAGCCUGCUGCUUUGUGUUGUUUUUGUGCAUUCAGGGGUCUGCUGUUUAGUUUGUGUAUAUUUUACGUUUUAAAAAACAAUGAGCAGAGCUCUGUCCGCUUUAGAAGUCCCACAAGAAAUGACAAACUAGUGUACACGGUAACACAUUAACAAUGCGGACAUUAAGCCAGUCGUAUUAGCUCGCUCACAAUUUGCCAUAUUGGUUUAUGUGGAUUGUGACUUUUGUGUGUGUGUGUGUGUGUGUGUGUGUGUGUGUGUGUGUUUGAAGGCGGCAGUUGGAUUCCAUUUUAUGCUACUUAACACAAAUUAAGUCAUCUCAGCAAAUUACAAAUUGGCCGGACACUUGUUUGAGAGUGUUUUGUGACAAAUGAAACAUUUGGGAAGUGGGUGUUCCCAAAAUGAAGAGUGUUCUCCACUUUUUUUUUUUAACCACAGCCUUUAUCAAUGUAGAUGGUCACUGCUAAUAUUUUAUUGAAUUUAAUGAAUGAUAACAAGGAUCUGGAACCAUGAAUAUGAUACAGGGAAUAUAUUACCAUUUCCAUUAAUAUUAGUGAUGCGAUUGCAUUGAUUGCAAAAGUAGCUUUGGACACCUCUGCCACACGUUUAGUCACUCAGAUAUGCUAAAUCAAGACAAAGGAACCUCAAACAGAUGCACUUCUCAUUUUUGCACUGAUUAAAUAGGGGGUUUGCGCUUGGUAAAAUUCCCUUUUCUGCCACUGCCUUAGUUAAACCGUAGAGGGCAGCAUACAGAACUCACCAGCCAAUUUACUUAAGUCUAUUGGACUCAUGUGGAUGGUUAAGUUUGAAGUCUUGAAACAGAUUAAUCAUAUGCAAGACUACAUUGUUUAGACAUGUUUUAAAUAUUUGUGUGUAAGUGAGGUUCUGGAUGUUUAUGUUUUUAGCAGAUUGUGUUUAACAGUGUGAUGUGGCAGGUUGUAACAUCACCCACAAUGUAAAGUAUGUAAGUGUCUUUGUCAAGAUAUUCUGAAUUUGUUUGUUUUUUCACAUUUUCAUUGCCAAUGGACCUUAGGGUAGGCACCUUUUAUUUGAUUUUCCGCAAAGGCUGUUAGAAAUAGACGUACAGUCUCUUCAAUCGGUUGCACUUUACCUUGUUGUCAAUCAUUUAGCUGAUUUGACAUUGAAUAUACGUCUACAAAAACUCUGGAAAAUUUAACAUGACAUUGGACCUUAAAGGAAUGGUUCACCCAAAAAAGAAAAGUCUCAUUCACUUACCCUGAUGCCAUCCCAGAUGUGUAUGGCUGUCUUUCUUCAGCAGAGCACAAAUUAAGAUUUUUAGAAGUAGAUAGAG
Xyrauchen texanus (razorback sucker) is the source of this 3119-nucleotide messenger RNA. It is a transcript of the gene naa30, whose product is annotated as N-alpha-acetyltransferase 30, NatC catalytic subunit. Lineage: Eukaryota; Metazoa; Chordata; Actinopteri; Cypriniformes; Catostomidae. Gene Ontology annotation, molecular function: protein-N-terminal amino-acid acetyltransferase activity. The transcript is spliced from 4 exons. The record is from RefSeq and is a predicted model, not a curated record. Gene Ontology annotation, biological process: N-terminal peptidyl-methionine acetylation. The coding region runs from base 171 to 1256 and encodes 361 amino acids. Gene Ontology annotation, cellular component: NatC complex.